Messenger RNA from Verruconis gallopava, 1283 nucleotides. RefSeq lists its product as uncharacterized. Bases 228 to 920 code for a protein of 230 amino acids. The record is from RefSeq and is a predicted model, not a curated record. Lineage: Eukaryota; Fungi; Ascomycota; Dothideomycetes; Venturiales; Sympoventuriaceae. The transcript is spliced from 2 exons.
GUCGCAAAUCCAAGACAACAUCCACGACCUGCAGUAGCUGGCAUCAAAUGUAGUUACGAACUUUUAACAUUUCUGGUAACUUCUUUUCCCCCCAAAUUGUGAUGGGGUUUUUUCUCUUCCUUACGGUUCAACUCAAUCGAGCAACCCCGAAACCCGGACCAAGAAACCCCGUCCGUAUUGACAAAACGUAUUCUCGUAUGGUAUUACGGUAGUGGUUGCAGUUAGCGAUGGCAGCUGUAGGGCUUUCACUCACUGAGCCUGACAAGGAUGAGGCGCUUUCCAGGGCCUUCGCAUCAAUGGAGUUGUCUCAUUUUUCCCAUGCGCAAUCUGACCUCAAAACGGUUCUGCAAUCGUACGGUGCAAACUGUGAAGAUGCGAGAUUUCUAGGCAGUGAUGAGGUGCAGUUUAUUCCGCUGGCUAAAGGCGAGAUUUGCAUCAUGUUCGUUUGUAAAGAUUGCGGGAAAAUGCAUUCAAGAGAAGUUUCUUGCGGUACGGUCAAGAAACGUGCAUGGCAAAGAGCAAUACAAAGGACAGGAUGGGGGGCUGCGAUGAAGGCUUGGGCUCGUUGCGGUUGGCGACCAAUUUUCGAUGGAAGUGCUCUUGACCCAGUAAACACUUGCCGCAAGCCGCAGACAGAUGACGGAACCAGGCCAACGCUUCAUCCAACAUUAGGCUAUCAGAGAAGAAGCGGGAUCAGGCGGGGUUCAUCAUCUGUGAACGAUCUGCAAGCUUAUAAAACGGAACCGAGUGCAUCAAAUUUAGAAGAAGUUGAUGAGAUCAGCAUGCUCAUGAGUGAUCUAAAGGUUCAAAAAGCGCCGCUUAGACAGAAGGAAAGAGACGCAAAGAUUAGGCAACGAGCCAGAGCUAAGGCAGCACGUCAAAGAGAUUUGAACAGAAGCAAGGUUUUUGGAACCGUAUAACCAACUCCAUGUUCCAGCUGAGCAGGUUAAAGGAAGUGGACGUUGAUCGAAAGUUUCGAAAUUUCCCCUCGCUUCGCUCUGCCACCAGGCUGCUGGAAUCGUAACGGAUUCAGAAAUUGUUUGUUCGGGUCACGAAAUCGGGUGUCGGAAAUUGUUGCAAGUGAAUAACCUGAUAGCUUCGACUUUUAUAUUCCUAUGGUGCAGGAUCGAUAAGACGGGCUCAACAAGGACUAGAAGAAUAUUUCCUACAAAAGUCAACAGGAAUAGAAGUGAUUAUCUAUAAAUGAAUUCUCUUUCCCCUCAGCAAAGGGCAUUUAGUCAAGGUGUAGGUUCGUCAAAGAAAAGGGAUGAUUAAGGACGGAG